This is a messenger RNA of Phytophthora infestans T30-4, 2147 nucleotides long. RefSeq names its product 2,4-dienoyl-CoA reductase. Gene Ontology annotation, molecular function: FMN binding; oxidoreductase activity. The transcript is spliced from 4 exons. Bases 36 to 2147 code for a protein of 703 amino acids. NCBI's taxonomy places the organism in Eukaryota, Oomycota, Peronosporomycetes, Peronosporales, Peronosporaceae. The record is from RefSeq and is a predicted model, not a curated record.
CAAAGGUACACUCGACAAAGCACCCGGACGUGACUAUGAGCAAAUACCAGCACCUUCUGCAACCUCUAGACCUGGGCUUCACGCAACUCAAGAACCGCGUGCUAAUGGGCUCCAUGCACACGGGACUCGAGGAGGGCAAGUCGCUCACUCGCCUCGCCGCCUUCUUCGCCGAAAGAGCCAAAGGCAACGUCGGUCUUAUCGUAACUGGAGGCAUUGCACCCAAUCGAGCAGGUCGUGUGAGUCCGUUGGCAGCUAAACUGACGACGCAAGGUGAGGUGAACGCACACAAGGAAGUGACCCAAGCAGUGCACCACAACGACGGCAAGAUCGCCAUGCAAAUCCUGCAUAGUGGACGCUACGGGUACCAUCCAUUCAAUGUAGCACCGUCUCCUAUUAAAGCUCCGAUCGGCUGGUUCACACCCCGAGAAUUGUCCAGCUCUGCAGUGGAGAGCACAAUUCGGGACUAUGCGAGUUGUGCAGCUCGUGCACGUGAAGCUGGCUACGACGGCGUGGAGAUCAUGGGCUCAGAAGGAUAUCUGAUCAACCAGUUCAUCGUAGAGCACACGAACAAGCGCAAAGAUCAAUGGGGUGGCUCGUACGAGAACCGUAUCCUCUUCCCUAUAGAGAUCGUCAAAGCUGUACGUGCUGCAGUCGGCAAGGAUUUCAUCAUCAUCUUCCGGUUGUCCAUGCUGGAUCUCGUUGAGAAAGGCAGCACGUGGGACGAGAUCGUGAUGCUUGCCAAGCAGAUUGAGGCUGCAGGAGCCACGAUCAUCAACACGGGCAUCGGCUGGCACGAAGCUCGCAUCCCGACGAUUGCUACAAGUGUUCCGCGCGGAGGGUUCUCUUGGGUUACCCAGAAAAUGAAGGGCGAAGUGUCCAUCCCUCUCAUCACAACCAACCGCAUCAAUAUGCCUGAUGUAGCGGAGCAGAUCAUCGCUGAAGGACGUGCAGAUAUGGUGUCGAUGGCGCGACCAUUCCUGGCAGACCCGGAGUUUGUGCGGAAGACGGAAGAAGGUCGAGUGGACGAGAUCAACACGUGCAUUGGCUGCAACCAGGCGUGCUUGGACCACACGUUCAAGGCUAUUAUUGCGAGCUGCUUGGUUAACCCACGUUCAGGCUACGAGACGCUACUGAACUACACUCCGACGAACGAUGCCCAACGUGUGGCAGUUGUGGGCGCUGGGCCUGCUGGCUUAUCGUUCUCGACGGCAGCGGCGAUUCGUGGCUAUGAAGUGACGUUGUUCGACCAAGCUGAAGCCAUUGGAGGGCAGUUCAACAUGGCCAAGACGAUUCCAGGCAAAGAAGAGUUCUACGAGACACUCCGCUACUUUGAAAAGCAGCUGAAGCUCAAAGGCGUCAAAGUGAAGCUUGGACAACACGUUGAGGCUGCAGAUCUGACCACUGGAGCUUUUGAUAAGGUGGUUAUCGCGACGGGUGUGUUGCCUCGUGCCCUCAAGAUCCCAGGGGCAGACCACCCCAAGGUUUUGAGCUACCUUGACGUCCUGAAGAACAAAGCUCCAGUGGGUAACAAGGUGGCUAUCAUCGGCGCAGGAGGCAUUGGAUUCGAUGUGGCAGAGUUCCUCGCUCACGUUGGCGAAUCCACAAGCUCAAGUGUCGACGUGUUCGCUCGUGAGUGGGGCAUCGACACGACUAAUUCAGUACGUGGCGGAGUGGCUGGUGUCAAGCCCAGUAUCCCUCCUCCAGCACGUGACAUCUAUCUGAUGCAACGUAAGAGCACGAAACACGGCAAAGAUCUUGGCAAAACGACCGGGUGGAUUCACCGACUGUCACUCAAGCAUCGUGAUGUCAAGAUGAUCGGUGGCGUGUCGUACGAUAAAGUGGACGAUGAAGGACUGCAUUAUACGGACAAGAAAGGGGAGAAACAUGUUCUACAAGUUGACAAUGUGAUCGUUUGUGCGGGUCAAGUGCCGCUUCGAGAGCUCGAGAAGCCACUGCAAGAGAAAGGAGUCACCGUGUUCCGUAUUGGCGGUGCUGACGAGGCUGGCGAGCUGGAUGCUAAGCGCGCGAUUGAUCAAGGAGCUCGCUUGGCUGCUAACAUCGAGACAGCUAAGCCUGGCGACCCACUCGAGGCCGAUGCUACGCUGUCAGCGAAGGUCUUUGAGUUCUUGGGCAAAUUUCAGCAGUAA